CAAGACCAGCUAGUGUUGGUGGUGGAUUCAGUUACUGUCACCUAUUAUCAGUUAGGCUCGUCUCCACCAUGUGGUGACUGAAGAUUGCUAGCCGGCAUCCACUAUCGAUGAGCAGAAUGUUCCACCUCCGCACUCGCCCGAUGCCCCACUGCGGUGCGCUUCUCGUGUGAUUCACCAUUUUCAUGCUGCAAUUUUGCGUGCUCCUUCAUCUCUAUGUUUGGUAUGAACUUUGGUUGUUGGUAAUGCAUUUCUUGUGUAGUGCAAACCUUUGGGAAUCCAGAAAAUCCACAAGCGAAAUGUGUAAAGUGGUACUCCCUCCGUCCGAAAAAACUUGUCCCCUAUAUCUCAAAUGGAUGUAUCUAGUGCGGUGCUAGAUACAUCCAUUUGAGGGACAAGCUUUUUCGGACGGAGGGAGUAUAUUACGAGCAGACAUAGACUGGCCCCCUUUGGUGGGCUUGAAUUAUCUGCAAACAGAAGGUAUCGACCGAUUUGCUUAGUUCUUGUCUACGAGGUCACGAUCAUGCUCUUCUUCUGCAUCACAUCAAAUACACCAGUCAAAGUCAUGGUCAUCUCCUUAACAUCGCAUCAAAUACACCACUGCCCCAGCCAGGUCAUGGUCGUCCACAUUUGCUUAGGUCUUGUCUACGGGGUCAUGAUCAUGCUCUUCUCCUUCUGCAUCACAUCAAAUACACCAUAGUCAAAGUCAUGGUCAUCUCCUUAACAUCGCAUCAAAUACACCACUGCCCCAUCCAGGUCAUGGUCAUCCACAGGGCCAUUUACUAGGUCAUGGACAUACAUGGCCACAUCCACACCCAUUUGAUUCCUCUUCCAGUCUUCCUUGGGUCAACUGUAAGUAUUUGUAACAUAGAUAUAUAUAUAUAUAUAUAUAUAUAUAUAUAUAUAUAUAUGCAGUAGGAAGGCAGUCAUGAAAGCGGUAGCCAGAAGAGAAGGUAGUGCUGCCUGACCUGAAUUUCUCUAGUGCAAGGUGUAGUGUAGAAUCAUGGGCAUCUUGCCGAUGGUGUUCUCUGUGUUGGUACUCGGGUCACUGGGAAAGGUAACAGCUCUGCCAUCUGGAGCUGUGACAAGCCAGCAGAGCUCUGAGGGGAACUGGGCACAACCAUCUCGAGCUGGUGGCAUGCUUGAUGGCUGCCCAACAAGCUGCGGCAGUGUGAGCUUCGGCUAUCCCUUCGGCAUCGGAUCAAGGUGCUCCCUUGAGCCUGACUUCGACCUCAUUUGCAACGACACCACUCAGCCCCCCAAACUCUUCUUGCGCGACGGCAUCACCGAGGUGAUCGACUUUAACCAUCCUUAUUGGAGUUCAGACAGGAUCUUGGCCUCCUUCUCCCAAACCAUCCCCAUUACAUAUGGUGUCAGUAUCUACAACUUGUCUUUGAAACCUCUUGGGAGGUCCUUCCAUUUUUAUUCAAUUGCUCUAAACAUCACCGGCUGUGACCUGGUGGUGUACUCUGUUAAAGAGAAUGACAUCCAGCCGAUCUGCGCAACUGUGUGCCCGGAUCCAGAAAUCACAGAGAUGAUGGCUAUGCAUACCUGUAAUGGCUUUGGGUGUUGUCGUGUAGACAUGGACAGCUAUGCCAACACUUAUCAGUUCAAACUUGUCUACGGUCAGAACCCAAAAAACACCAGAGUGCGCUCUAACCAGUCCUCUCAAUUGUGGGAUAAAAUCAGCAUAACUACUGAUGGCUUUGUCCUCUCAUGGGAUAUGGGGGAUCAAUCCGCCUGUGCUGCUUGUGUGAGCGAGCAUGCCGGGUGUGGCUACAGCUACGAUGCACCGUUUUUCAUGCCCUCGGGAAAUGGCUAUUUGUGCUUCUGCAAUCACGGCUAUACAGGCAACCCGUACAUUUCACAUGGCUGCUCCAAGGGCGACAAAGGAUAUAAUCCAACCCCAAGGAGGGCUGAUUGCACCCGUCAGUGCGGUAGCAUUAGUGUACAAUUCCCAUUCGGCUUUGAAGAGGGUUGCUUUGCCAGGGAAGAGUUUCACUUCAACUGUACAAAUACAACAUCAUCGGCUGUUUUUCUGCUGGACGAUUUGGAGUUAAUUGGCAUAAAUAUUGACGAAGGGACCAUUAAUGCCACCAUUGCUGACCAACAAUUGGCGUACCCUACGUCUGCUUCAGGACAGAACAGUCUUUUUUCUGCAUAUGUGUUCUUUCUCUCUAUCAAAUGGGUUGCUGCUAAUCUAAGUUGCGCAGAGGCCCAAAAGAAUAGGUCUGGAUAUGCUUGUGUGAGUAUCAACAGCAAGUGCGUGGAAGUAAGUGCUGAAAGGGUCUAUGCUGGUUACCGCUGCAAAUGCUUAGAUGGCUUCCAAGGAAAUCCGUACAUCCAAAGUGGUUGUCGAGAUAUUAAUGAAUGCCUUCAACCGAAGAAAUGUAAAGAGAUCUGCCAUAAUACCGAAGGAAGCUUCAGUUGUAUUGAAUGUCCUCGCAAGACUGAGUAUGAUCCAUUAAAAAUGCAGUGUACUAGGAUAAAACAACAGACUCUACUCGUAGGUAUAAUUAUUGGGCUGUCCUGUGGUUUCGGCAUUCUACUUCUGAGCUUCUGUGUAGUGCUUCUCACUCGCAAAUGGAAAAGGAAUGUUCAAAAGCAACUAAGGAAGUACUAUUUCCGGAAGAAUCAAGGUCUUCUCCUAGAAACAUUGAUAUCAUCUGAUGGAAGUGCAAAUGAAAAAACAAAGAUUUUCUUGCUAGAAGAGCUAGAGAAGGCAACAAAUAACUUUGAUCCUGCACGUAUCAUCGGACGUGGGGGUCAUGGCAUGGUUUACAAAGGCAUGUUAUCUGAUCAGCGUGUUGUUGCCAUAAAAAAGUCUAAGGUCAUUGAGGAGUGUGAGAUCAGUCAAUUCAUCAAUGAGGUUGCAGUCCUCUCUCAGAUAAGGCACAGAAAUAUUGUAAAGCUCUUCGGAUGUUGUCUCGAAACCGAGGUUCCACUGCUAGUGUAUGACUAUGUAUCCAGUGGCUCACUGUCUCAAGUUCUUCAUGCUGAUCCAAGUGAUGGUUGUUCUUUGUCUUGGAGUGAUUACUUAAGGAUUGCCCUGGAAACAGCAGGAGCUCUAUCUUAUCUCCACUCUUCAGCUUCAAUAUCAAUCUUCCAUCGUGACGUGAAGUCCUCAAAUAUACUCUUGGAUGUGAACUACACAGCUAAAGUUUCAGAUUUCGGCGCGUCUAGAUUGGUUCCGAUCGAUCAAACACACAUUGUCACGAAUGUGCAGGGUACAUUCGGGUACUUAGACCCAGAGUAUUUCCACACCAGACAGCUGAACGAGAAGAGCGACGUGUACAGUUUUGGCGUGGUGCUCGUGGAGCUGCUGCUCAGAAUGAAGCCUGUUUUUACAAGCGAAUCGGGCACAGUCAACAGCUUGUCAAGCUAUUUUCUCCAGGAGUUCAAGGAUGGGAGAAUCACAGACAUUGUCAAUCCCAAGGUCCUCGAGGAGGCGACCGAGGAAGAGAUCAACGGUGUCGCCUCUCUUGCAGAACUGUGCUUAAGGCUACGUGGCGCCGAAAGACCCACCAUGAAACAAGUGGAGACCGAACUGCGGACUCUGCGAGCAAAACGCGUGAACUCAUCCCAAGCAGAUCCAGGGAGUGAAGAGAGGAUGCCACCAAGGCCAAUAGCUCGAGGGACUCGAUCUUCUCGUCAAUCGUCUGCGAUGGAAUCAGGCAAGAGAGUCGUAAGGUCGGGACGCAGCGAACGGUCCUAUCGCUUGGAGGGAGACUGGGAGAGUUCAUGCCAUCUGCUAGCCGAGCACCACGCUUAGAUGAGUCUGUUCUGUCGAGUUUGUAAUGAUGGAUAAUUUGUUUCCCUUUUCUGUAACUGAUGCUAGGGCUUGUAUUACAGAUUAGUUAGAUUGGCGUUUUAAGUCACUUUAUGUCCAGAUCAUUUCAGGCACCAUGAUUAUAUCCGUUUUUCAGUUGGAA
Molecule: messenger RNA, 3929 nt
Organism: Aegilops tauschii subsp. strangulata
Lineage: Eukaryota; Viridiplantae; Streptophyta; Magnoliopsida; Poales; Poaceae
Product: wall-associated receptor kinase 2
Biological process (GO): cell surface receptor signaling pathway; protein phosphorylation
Cellular component (GO): plasma membrane
Molecular function (GO): polysaccharide binding; ATP binding; calcium ion binding
Source: RefSeq, a predicted model, not a curated record